Messenger RNA from Ceratotherium simum simum (southern white rhinoceros), 1596 nucleotides. It is a transcript of the gene KRT74, whose product is annotated as keratin 74. Gene Ontology annotation, molecular function: structural constituent of skin epidermis. Gene Ontology annotation, cellular component: keratin filament. Lineage: Eukaryota; Metazoa; Chordata; Mammalia; Perissodactyla; Rhinocerotidae. Gene Ontology annotation, biological process: intermediate filament organization; keratinization. The record is from RefSeq and is a predicted model, not a curated record.
AUGAGUCGGCAACUGAACAUCAAGUCUGGUGGUGACAAGGGUGGCUUCAGUGGGCACUCGGCAGUGGUGCUGAGGAAGGCUGUGGGGAGUGCAGCUUCUUACCGUGCAGCUGGCAAAGGACCUGGGGCCGGCUUUGGCAGUUGGAGCCUCUAUAGUCUGGGAGGGAAUCGGGGUAUUUCCUUCAACAUGGCUGGUGGCGGUGUCUGGACUGGAGGUUACAGCUUCCGGCCUGGCUCUGGGUACAGAGGGGGCCGGGCCACUGGCUUUGCUGGCAGCGUCUUUGGCAGCGUGGCCUUGGGGCCCGUGUGUCCGUCCGUGUGCCCACCUGGGGGCAUCCACCAGAUCACUGUCAACAAGAGCCUCCUGGCCCCCCUCAAUGUGGAGCUGGACACCGAGAUCCAGAGAGUGCGCACCCAGGAGAGGGAGCAGAUCAAGGCUCUGAAUAACAAGUUCGCCUCCUUCAUUGACAAGGUGCGCUUCCUGGAGCAGCAGAACCAGGUGCUGGAGACCAAGUGGGAGCUGCUGCAGCAGCUGGACCUGAACAACUGCAGGAACAACCUGGAGCCCGUCCUCGAGGGCCACAUCAGCAACCUGCGGAAGCAGCUGGAGACGCUGUCCGGGGACAGGGUGAGGCUGGACUCGGAGCUGAGGAGCGUGCGGGACGUGGUGGAGGACUACAAGAAGAGGUAUGAGGUGGAGAUUAAUCGGCGCUCAGCAGCUGAGAACGAGUUUGUGGUGCUCAAGAAGGACACAGAUGCAGCCUACAUGGUCAAGGUGGAGCUCCAGGCCAAAGUGGACUCUCUGGACAAAGACAUCAAGUUCCUCAAGUGCUUGUAUGAUGCGGAGAUGGCUCAGAUUCAGACUCACGCCAGCGAGACCUCCGUCAUCCUGUCCAUGGACAACAGCCGGGACCUGGACCUGGGCAGCAUCAUCGCCGAGGUGCACGCCCAGUACGAGGAGAUCACGCUAAAGAGCAAGGCUGAGGCCGAGGCCCUGUACCAGACCAAGAUCCAGGAGCUGCAGCUGGCAGCCGGCCAGCACGGUGACGACCUCAAACACACCAAGAACGAGAUGUCAGAGCUGAACCGGCUCGUCCAGAGGCUCCGGUGUGAGACUGUGAACGUGAAGACGCAGUGUGCCAACCUGGAGACGGCCAUCGCCGAUGCCGAGCAGCGGGGGGACAAUGCCCUGAAGGACACCCAGACCAAGCUGGAUGAGCUGGAGGCCGCCCUGCACCAGGCCAAGGAGGAGCUGGCCCGGAUGCUGCGCGAGUACCAGGAGCUCAUGAGCCUGAAGCUGGCCCUGGACGUGGAGAUCGCCACCUACCGCAAGCUGCUGGAGGGCGAGGAGUGCCGGAUGUCUGGUGAGAAUGCAACCUCUGUGAGCAUCUCCGUCAUCAGCAGCAGCGCAAGCAGCUACGGCUGCCACCCCGGCUCCUCCGCGAGCGCCGACCUCGGGGCCAGCAGCGCGGCGGGCAGCUCCGGCAGCGCCCGAAGCAGACAGACCAGGGCCAAAGGGGCCCGAGUGCGGGACCCUAAGGGCUCCCAAGGCAAGAGCGCCCCAGCUAGCACCCCAGCCAGGAAAGCCACCCGGUAA